Molecule: messenger RNA, 1128 nt
Organism: Dendrobium catenatum
Lineage: Eukaryota; Viridiplantae; Streptophyta; Magnoliopsida; Asparagales; Orchidaceae
Product: E3 ubiquitin-protein ligase CIP8-like
Exons: 1
Coding region: 131-1006 (291 amino acids)
Biological process (GO): protein ubiquitination
Cellular component (GO): cytoplasm
Molecular function (GO): ubiquitin protein ligase activity
Source: RefSeq, a predicted model, not a curated record
AAAAAAAAACAGAAGAGGCAUUAAACUCCGUUACUCCAAGUCCAAUUCCUCUACUUUUUCCAUCGAUAAGAGUUUAUGCAAUCCCGCAAUCCCUUCGCCAUCGCUCUCCCCUAUUUUCUCAGAUCCAUCAAUGGCGCAUUCCGAGCACUUCUUCCUCCCCUUCGAGGAGCUCAACCAUGAAGACGACGGCCAGGAAAGCUUAACCCCUUCAGAUACCGCCGAUGCUAUUCCCGACUGGGGAGCGGAUGAUUUCUUUGUCGGCAGGCGAAGCUCCGCAUCGGGAUCCAACGAGUUCUCACGCGCACAGCCUCUCGGUCAUGAGGGUAUCCGAAUCGUCGAAUUCGGUUCCGAGGCAGACACCGACGAGCAGAUCGUUGCUAUCGGUGACUCGUCUUUCGGAUAUGAAGCAGAUCUUCCCUUUUGCUGGGAAUGCCUCCACGUCGAAGAGGAAAUGAAUGAUCCAGUCGAGGAGUUUGAGUGGGAGGAUGUAUCGGACCGGUUCGACGUGGAGAACCCUAACCCUAAUGCUGAGGAAGGAGAAGAUUCGGACAGGAACGUGGAGUGGGAGGUUCUUCUCUCCAUGAACAGGAACGAUGCCGAAUCUGUCUUUGUCGAGGAACAAGAGGGUUUUGCCUACGCUUCCGAUUACGAGGUAUUGUUCGACCAAUUUGGAGGUCAGGCGGAAUGGAUGAAGAGCGGACGUCCGGCGGCGAAAUCCGUUGUUGAAAACCUUCCUUCUGUCCUGUUAACGCCAGAAGAUGUUGCUAAGAAGAACACCAAUUGUGCAGUCUGCAAAGAUGAGAUUUCUCUUUCGGAGGAAGUGAAGAGGUUACCAUGCUUGCACUAUUACCAUGAGUAUUGCAUUGUGCCUUGGCUAACAAUUAGGAAUACUUGUCCCUUGUGUCGACAUGAGUUGCCGUCCAACGAUACGAGUGAUGCAAUCAUCGUCGGGGAAGAAGAAGAAGCUCAGGCUAGGUAUGAAUUUGAAACUCUGCAGGCUACGUAGAGAUGUUGCUAUGUUCUGAGGCGAUGAAGGCUAGCUGUUUUUUUCUUAACUUCGUGCAUGUCUUAAGGGUUUAUAAUUUUUUUUUGGUUUCCUUCGAUUUUCCGUGUUAGAAAUACUGGCUG